AUGGCGUCCUUGAACCGCCGCAGGAAGGACAUGAAGAUUCGAAGACUGCAGGCUUCUAUUUACGAUUUUUUAGAGAGACCAAAAGAUUAUAAAUCAGUAGGAUAUCAAUUAAUUGUGUUCCUCAUGGUGUUCCUCUGCUUGUUGUUGAGCGUCUUCUCAACUGUUGAACAAUAUGAACACGUGGCCACUGAUGCUCUCUACGUUUUCGAGCUGAUCAUGGUGGUCUGGUUCAUUAUUGAGUUUUCCUUCCGAGUUUGGUCGGCUGGUUGCAGGUCGCGGUAUCAGAACCUGUCUGGAAGGUUCCUCUUCAUAAGAAGACCUCUCUGCGUGUUAGAUAUCAUAGUGACGUCAGCCAGCAUAAUCAUUCUGUGCCUUCGAACGAAUGGGAAGAUGUUCGCCACUUCGGCCCUGCGAGGGUUCCGAUGUUUCCAGAUACUCCGCAUGCUGAGGAUGGAUCGGAGGGGUGGCUCCUGGAAGUUGUUGGGAUCAGUCAUCUGGGCACACAGACAGGAACUGUUCACAACGCUCUACAUCGGCUUUCUUGGUCUCAUCUCCUUCUCCUUCCUCAUUUACUUGGCCGAAAAAGAUCGAAACCCGAACAAGUUCGGCACCUACUUGGACGCCCUCUGGUGGGGUGUGGUCACCUUGUGCACGGUGGGGUACGGUGACGCGGUUCCUGUCACGUGGUUGGGCAAGUUGAUUGCUUCCUGUUGUGCCCUCCUGGGAAUUUCCUUCUUUGCACUGCCAGCCGGCAUCAUGGGGUCGGGGUUUGCCUUGAAAGUGCAGCAACAACAGCGGCAGAAGCAUUUGACGAGGCGGAAGGGACCUGCCGCGGUGCUCAUCCAGUCUCUAUGGAGGUGCCAUGCCGCUGAGAAGACGUCAAACUUCAGAGCCACCUGGAUGAUUCACGUCACCAAACUCUCUCCCAAGACCACAGGGACAUCCAACUCGUGA
Molecule: messenger RNA, 954 nt
Organism: Helobdella robusta
Lineage: Eukaryota; Metazoa; Annelida; Clitellata; Rhynchobdellida; Glossiphoniidae
Exons: 7
Coding region: 1-954 (317 amino acids)
Biological process (GO): potassium ion transport; transmembrane transport
Cellular component (GO): membrane
Molecular function (GO): voltage-gated potassium channel activity
Source: RefSeq, a predicted model, not a curated record